Molecule: messenger RNA, 492 nt
Organism: Dimorphilus gyrociliatus
Lineage: Eukaryota; Metazoa; Annelida; Polychaeta; Dinophilidae
Source: the annotation of a GenBank genome assembly
GAAGGUGUGACGUUGUCACCACGUACCAUAUCCGGUUCGGCAAUGGAACAAUUAUACGGAAUUCCAUUUAACUUUCUAGAAUGCCCCAACCUGAAAUUAAAGAAACCCUCAUGGGUGAAAGCACCGUCCCCAAUGACAGUGUUUGGACUUGUCCUUUUUUCGUACUUUUUAGUAACAGGAGGCAUUAUCUAUGAUAUAAUUGUUGAACCUCCAAGUAUCGGAUCUACAACAGACGAAAAAGGCAACAGUAAACCUGUGGCCUUCAUGCCAUAUAGAGUAAACGGCCAAUACAUUAUGGAGGGAUUAGCAUCUAGUUUCCUCUUCACUCUUGGUGGAUUAGGUUUUAUUGUGUUAGACCAAACAAAUAAACCAAUGACACCUAGACUCAAUCGAAUUUUGCUGUUAUGUUUUGCUUUCGUUUGCAUUCUGGUAUCGUUUUUCACAGCCCGAGUCUUCAUGAGAAUGAAAUUACCGGGAUAUAUGCAAUCAUAG